Molecule: messenger RNA, 3999 nt
Organism: Zootermopsis nevadensis
Lineage: Eukaryota; Metazoa; Arthropoda; Insecta; Blattodea; Termopsidae
Product: sodium-coupled monocarboxylate transporter 2
Biological process (GO): sodium ion transport; transmembrane transport
Cellular component (GO): membrane
Molecular function (GO): symporter activity
Source: RefSeq, a predicted model, not a curated record
CGCUGGCCACAAGACCUAUAGCAAGGUUGUUUGUGUGCUGCUCUACAAACGUUGCAGACGCUGGUUGCCUUCUGUGAGCUUGCAAUUUGAGGGUGAGACUGUUACCAUGACAAGAAACAGUGCAAGAACUACGUAAUGUAAACUGUUGAACUAUAAACAAAACAUUCGACUGGUUUGAAGGAACUAAAAUUGUGUUUUAUAUGAGUGUAAGUCAAGUUCUUUGUGUUCGUAAGUUGUCAGUACAGAAACGUCGUCUCUCUUCAUACUCAGAAGCACGUCGUUACGGUGCAUUGAAAGAGAAUUUCCCCAGCCGUCACAUGGUACUUGUUUUAUUACACGAAAUGUUUAAAAAUACAAGGUCCAGUGACGUAAUAUUAUAUCCAUUCAUCAAAGAACUCGUCCUCUGGGUGAGUAAUACAUAAAGAACACGCCUCCAGCUUCGGGCACGCAGUGUUGGCUUCAACCCGUCCUUCAGUCGGGUCGCCAGUGUAGUGCGAGUGUGACCGGUUGUUGUUGAGGCUGCUGAAGAUUUUGUAACCAAAUCGUACUCAAAUGUCUUCAGUCAACAUGGUGUGGGACUACAUUGUAUUUGCCGUCUUCAUUCUCGGCUGUUCAAUGAUAGCCAUCUACAGUAAGUUUGCUGGCCCCAAAGAAAGAACGAAAGCUGAUUAUGUUUUCGCCACAGGAAGUGUCUCCAUGGCCGCCAUGAUGAUGUCCAUAGCAAGAGGGACGCUUGGCGUUAGGUCAUUUUUAGGUUACCCCUCGGAGUUAUACUACCGCGGCAGCGCCAUGUGGGAGACGCUGUACGGGAUGAUCUUGGCCUACCCAAUCGUCAUGUUCGUGUUUGUCCCUGUGUACUACAGCCUAGGCAUUACUUCCGUCUACCAGUACUUGGAUCUGAGGUUCAAAUCCCGUCUCGUGCGGUGCAUCGCGUCCUUCACAUACGUGGUGCGCAGUUUGUUGAAUCUCGGAGUGACGGUUUUCACCCCGUGCGUCGCUCUCAAGACAGUCAUCGGUCUCCCUUACUGGGCGUCAAUCCUCAGCAUCACCGUCAUCAGCGUCAUCUUCACCAUCAUGGGAGGCUUAAAGGCUGCCAUCACAGCCGAUGUGGUUCAGGGCUUCACAAUGAUUGCCUGCAGUCUUGCCAUUAUAAUCUAUGGCUGCAUAGGUGUUGGUGGCUUUGGAGAAGUGGUCGACGUGUCCAGCGAACGAGGACGUCUUCAGUUCUUCAACUUUGACAUGGACCCCACAAUUCGUGUUACAACACUCUCUGCACUCUUUGGCCAGCUCUUUAUGUCACUAUCCAUCUUUGGCUGUCAGCAAAAUUUUGUCCAGCGAUACUGCAGCAUGGACUCACAACAAGCCGUCACCAAAACUCUGAUGGCAAACAUCCCAGUGAUUACAGUGCUGUUCAGCUUGUCUUGGGUUGCUGGAAUGGUGAUCUUUGCAAGCUAUGCUGAUUGUGAUCCAUUGAGUUUAGGUUACAUCAGCAAGAUUGACGAGAUUGUUCCCUUCUAUGUUGAAGACAAAUUUGUGUUCCUUCCUGGACUCCUCGGUCUCUUUAUGGCCAGUCUAUUCAAUGGAGCACUCAGCCUUGCUGUCUCUAACCUUAACUCUCUUGCAACAGUUACAUGGGAAGAUUUCAUCAGUCAGAUUCCUCAGUUUAAAAGUUUCACGGACAAGAGGCAGCUGUUUAUAAUUAAGUUCAUUGGUGCUUUAUAUGGGAUCCUUAUCAUGGGCAUUUCAUUUGGAGUGGCCACUCUUUCUGGUGUAAUUGAGUCGUCCAUGCUUAUGACAUCGGCCACAAGUGGACCACUGCUCGGGGUCUUCCUGCUGGCAAUGCUGUUUCCUUGUGUUAACUGGAAGGGGGCAGUAAGUGGGAUGAUGGUCAGUCACAUAGUAACUCUCUGGAUCACAUUUGGGAGUCUGACUGUCGACAAGCCUCCAGUUCAGCUUCUGCCCUUGUCUACAGCUGGGUGUAAUAAUGACUCUUAUAGCCAUGUAGUUUCCUGCGAAAUUGUGGUACCAGAUUCUAAGUAUCACUUUGAAUGGGCCAAUCACAGUAAUUCAGAGGAACCUUUGUAUAAUUACAGUACAUUCAAAAAUAUUUCUUCUGAUAUGGAGGAAGCAGUACCUACUAACAAAGGACCUGAGAAUGGCCUAAUACAGCUGUAUUCCAUAACAUACAUGUACUACUCACUGAUUGGCUGUGGAAUUACAGUUCUUUUGGGAAUCGUAGUCAGCUACAUCACUGGAACCUCACCAGAAGAUGCCUAUGAUGAAAAACUAAUUCAUCCUCUAGCACUGAAGAUCAGUUUGUUGUUUCCUGGACGACCUCGCAGAUAUGUUCAAGAUAAGACAACAAGCCCAGAUAAAUUCAAUAAUAGCAGUUCUGAAGUCCUCCAGACAAGAGAUGAAGAGAGACCAUGUGAUUUUUCAAAAGAACCCAGAUAUAGAGCAACUGAAUUUACUACAGCAAAUGGAAAGAGCCCCAUAUGACACCAUUUGUUACACUCAACAAAUGUUUUGUUGAGAAUGUGUAAACCACAUAUUGUAAAAACAGUCUUGGUUGUCUCUGGCAAUCGGUGACUCAAUUUACAUCUUCCAUAAUGGAAGGAACCCAGUACUUAGGGCAGCUUCUAUUGUUUUGCCUGGGUAUAUUGUACAAAUGAUGGCAAGGACAAGUGGACUAUCAAAAGAUGGAGUUACAGGAAUAGUCAUAGGGCCAUACAGAAGUUCCAAUAACAACCGUUAAUAUCAAGACUUUAGUUUGUGGAACCAAAGAUGCAAAUUGUAGCAAACAAGUUACAGACCUUGUUCAAAUUCAAACUGUGAAUAACAACUGCCAUACAAAUACAUGUUUCUUAAUAGUGGUGAUAUAUUUAUUACAAUUUUAAAACUAUUUUGAUAUGCUUUUAUAUAAGUAUCAGCAUUGUGAGGAUAAGUAUUUUACAUGCAGUGACCAAACUCCAUAUUGUUUGCUGAUCAGUGAAUAAGUGUAAAGUCAGCAACAGGAACUAUUAUAAUUAAGAAGCCACCUUGUCAUGGUGCUGAUUUCGCAUCUGAUAUGGCCACAGGACUAAAGUUUCAUAUUAAAUGAACAACAUUUCUACAUCACAAUCUUCCUAACAUGUGAAUAUAUGAGAAUGUAUGCUACUAGAGCAUUCAAUGUUAUGUAUUAGUGACAUUUCUUUCUAACACAACUUAAAGAUUAGCACUAAUGUGCCAUUUUUGUUGUCAAGAUCUUAGUACAUUGUUAAUGAGGCUGAAAAAUUAUGUUUAAAUCAAACACUUAACUUAGAAAUUGAACUUCUAUAAUUUAACACAAAAUAUGUUUUCAUAUAUCUGUAGCGUAUAUGAGUGAGUUAAUAUUUUUUAACCAUUACAUGUAAUGGACAAAUAUGUCAGUGUUAAUAGAACAACAGUCACUCUACAACCUUAUUCUUAUCGACUCAUGACUCAGAUGAAUCUUUGUCCAACACAAGCAUAGUCCAUUUAAUACAGCAUAUUACCAGUUGGCCACUUCAAACUGAAUUUUCAAAUCUUGAAACAAAGUACAUGAAGAAUGACAUUUGAGUCACAAAGUUCCAUACAAGAGGAAAAACAAUAUAAGAUAAUUUAUUUAUUAAGUUUUGUUAUAAAUCAUGUGGUAAUAGCUUCAGUCAUUUACUCCUCAGUUCUCUGUAUUGUUUCCAAAAUCUCUAUCUUUUGAACCUGUUUUAUCAGCAAUAUGUUUUAGAUAGUGCUGAAUACAAAGAUGACAAAGCAAACUUAAUAGUAAACAAGGGAAAGUAAUGGCUGGUUGUUUCAUAACAAUUUUCAAAGGAAACCCAGGCACAAAAAAUAUUAAUUUUAUAGGAGAAACUAUAUUCAGGGAUUCUUAACAAUAAUAUGUAUUCCAUUUUAUAGCAAUAAUUAUUUGAUGUUUGGAUGGUUACUGUAUAUUAAAUUGUGAUACAGAAUGUGACUGUUGAAUAAAUAAUUUUAGUGACUAGCCAG